AUGUGCAGCUUCGUACCACUCCAUCUCUUGCAGGCUCUUUCCGAGUCGCCCAGCAUCCCUCUAGUGGACCGUCAUGGUGCUCAGAACACCCUGUCCCACGAUGUCCGCCUCGCGAACUCCAUCCAGAGUCAACCAACCGCCAAUGUCCUGACUGGAGCACCGCUGACCCAGCAAGAGCUGAAGACGGAGUUCGUCACCAGCCUCAACGUUAACGAGCAGGCCGAUUUCAAGGUCGUGAACGGCGACGCCUCUCAUCCUAUGCUUGCUCUAUCAGCGUUGACUGUCAAUGAUGUAUCUGAGUCCAAGCUCGGGCACCUAUGGCGCGAGAUCUACGACGCCAACCACGUCGACAGCCCAGACCUACUCCCAGGCAUCCUACUCCGCGCCGAGGGCGAACCCUCCUCAGCGCAACCUAAGUCAGCAGUCCUCAACGCAGCAUACGACAACUUCGAGAAGACCUUUACCUUCUUCCACAAAGUGUUCGGCCGAAACUCCCUGAACGACCGAGGCAUGCCGCUUGUCGCCAACAUCCACUACAGCACCAACUACGCCAACGCCUUUUGGCUGCCAAGCCAGCGACAGAUGAUCUUUGGCGACGGCGGCGCCAUCCUGACCAACCUCACCAGCCUCGAUGUGAUCGCCCACGAGCUCGUGCACGGCCUGACGCAGUUCACGGCGUGUCUGGAGUACCAGGGCCAGUCGGGGGCGUUGAACGAACACAUCUCGGACGCCUUCGCCUCCAUGGUCAAGCAGUGGGACCGCGGCCAGCAGAGCGCCGACGCGGACUGGAUGAUCGGCGAUAGCUGUCUCUGCCCCGGCGUCGAGGGGCUCGCUCUGCGCUCGCUCAAGUUCCCCGGCACGGCCUACGACAAGCUGGCCGUGUCCAGGGACCCGCAGCCGGGGUCGAUGGCCGCGUAUGUCGACACCAGCUCCGACUUUGGGGGCGUGCACAUCAACUCGGGCGUUCCCAACCGCGCCUUCUACCUCGUCUGCCUCCGGCUUGGGGGCUGCUCCUGGGAGCGCGCCGGGCGUAUCUGGUACGAUACGCUGCUCAGUCCCGACAUCAAGCCCAACUGUACAUUCAUCCAGUUCGCGGACCUGACCUGCCAGUCGGCGGGCAAGCUCUUUGGACCAGAGGUCCAGGGCAUCGUCAAGGGCGCAUGGAUGGAAGUCGGAGUCUAUCCCACGCUGGCUUUCGCCUCGCAUUUCGACGGCAUCGUGGCAUCCCUUGGGUACGGCGCCGAGAGCACUUCUGCUCAGGUAUUCGCCUUCGACGGUACGAGCUCAGGCCGGCUCGACCAUGUGAUGAUCCUCCAUUCCGGGCAGGCCUUCGCGGUGGCGACGGCUCGCCUUGCCUCAGACUCAUUGAGUGCGGUCUCUGCCCAGCUUCUUCUGGGCGCAGAGGACAUGAGCUCAAACGCCGCUUGGCGCGGGUUCGCCUUUGACUACAAGCAGAACAAGACGUGCGACCAUAUCUUCUUGUUCGCUCCGGGCUUGGGGAUGGUGUGCAUUUUGGCGCCCGAAGCGCCAGGCGCCGGUGACGGGUCUGGCUGGCGCGCUGUGUACUCGUCAAAGAAAGGCAUCGGGGAGCACGACUUCUUUUCCACCGAGGACCGCGUCUUAGCGUUUGAUUUGCAGCACACAGGCCGGCUGGACCAUCUCGUCGUGUACCGCCCUGGAUCCGGACUGCUGUCAGUCCUUCGAAACGACAAUGGCGUCUUCGCGUCCGUGUUCCGCACCAGGACGGGGCUUCCGGGGUUUGAUCUCAGCUCCGUCUCCGACCGUCUCGUCGCUUUCGAUUACGAGCACAUUGGUCGAGUCGACCACAUCCUAGCAUACAGACCUGGCUCGGGUCUGGUCACCAUCUUCCAAAACCAGGAUGGCGUAUGGAAGCCCGUGUUCCGGAGCAUCCAGCUCGGCACUCCGGGGCCCGCGGGAGACGGAAUAGGUGGAUACCCGCUAUCGCAACGGGGAGACCGGAUCCUGGCUUUCGAUCUCAAGGGGAACGGUAGGAAGGAGUACCUCGCGGUGUACAGGCCGGGCGCGGGUAUCUUCUGGGUUAUCGAAGGGAAAGGGGGCCGCUUCACGAAGGUGUUUGGGGAAGGCAAUCCAGGCCAGGGGAAAGGGGCCGGGGUUGGCGGGUUUGACCUCUCGCAGAUGACUGACUGGAUGGUCGCUUACAACCACCCGCAGCGUGGCCUUCCUGACAGUCUCGUCUGCUAUCGGCCGGCUGAUGGGCGGUUUGUGGCGGUGAAGCCGACGUGGAAGGUGAUGUAG
Anthostomella pinea is the source of this 2277-nucleotide messenger RNA. Lineage: Eukaryota; Fungi; Ascomycota; Sordariomycetes; Xylariales; Xylariaceae. The record is from the annotation of a GenBank genome assembly.